AUGUACCUCACAGCUGAUGAGCUUCAAAAUGCAGCUCUGGACUUACCUGCCAAGUAUAGGAUCGCUCUGAGUGAGCAAAACUGCCCUUAUCUCAUUGAGGGAGGUACUGAAGCUAUGGGCGACGCCAUGGCGUUAAUACUCGAACAAGAACUGAAUGAAACGUUACCUUAUCCCUCCGGACACUCGGGCGACGUUUUGCGGUCGCGUUUCCGAUGUUUUCAGCUUGACAGUGUUGUAGAAAUCCUAGACAACUACCUGGCUGUGUCAGUAAGCAUUAGCUGUGAGAAACUGAGGAAUGUAAGGCUCGACUUUAGGGACUGGUACGCACAUGAGGUCCGUCGCAUCUUCGCGGAUGAGAAGGGAACUACCUUCUGUUUUGAAGACCUGGAGGGCGAGCUUCAGUCGCUGUUCUCCCGGUCGCCGUUAACUGAACCAUGUGGACUCACACUGGAGCUGAAUGCGAUUCAGUCCAGUAAGCAUGCUAAGGUUGAAAGAGGCGAACUCACGGUUCAGCGGAACGCUGCCAUUCCGAGGGAUUUGCGUCGUGUAAUCCCAGAACCUAUAGUCGUUGUAAUUCUAAUCAAUGGCCAGCCGGUGCGAGCCCUGUUAGAUACCGGCUCUUUAGCAGAUUUCAUGUCAGCAAAGCUGGCUCACCAAUUGAAGGCCGAAACCUUCGAGCUCGCAAAGCCGAUGCCUUUGCAUCUUGCUGUACAAGGCUCUAGAGCGAAAAUAAAUUAUGGCUGUAUUGCUUUAGUCGAGUAUCAGAAUAUCAAGGCAAAGAGAUACUUCGAUAUAAUCAACCUGCUGAAUUACGACGUGAUUCUAGGCACACCAUUCUUCUUUCAACACAAAGUACUUACCGGGUUCAAUCCGACGAAGGUGGUCAUUGGAAGCUCGUCCCCGCUGCCUAUCGAGGGCAAACAGGCUCGUGUCCUCGAGUCUAGGGCUGCCGAGGUUUUUGCAAAUCGUGUUGAAGCUGCGAGGAAGCUUCUGAGUGAGUAUGCAGCCCCAAUUUGCAAGGAGGCGAGCGACUCUCCCCUUCCUCCUCUGAGAGCGAUCAACCACACGAUUCCGCUCAAAGACGAGUCGAAAAUAUACUCGUGGAGACCAUCUAAGUGUCCGGAUGCACUCAGGGACCUUUGGCGAGAAAAAAGGGACGCUUACCUGAAGUCU
Messenger RNA from Dichomitus squalens LYAD-421 SS1, 1173 nucleotides. RefSeq lists its product as uncharacterized. NCBI's taxonomy places the organism in Eukaryota, Fungi, Basidiomycota, Agaricomycetes, Polyporales, Polyporaceae. The annotation marks the transcript as partial. The transcript has a single exon. The record is from RefSeq and is a predicted model, not a curated record.